GCUGAAGCCAUUCAACAGACUGCAAGUAAUCUUACAACAUUUGAAGAUGUCUAAGCAUACAGAUUCGACAGCUGAAGUGUUGUUGGAAAAGAGAGGAGGUGCAGGAGUAAUAACUUUGAAUAGACCCAAGGCUCUUAAUGCACUAAAUCUUUCUAUGGUCCAACAAAUUUAUCCACAAAUUAAGAUUUGGGAACAAGAUCCUGAAACUUUUCUAAUAAUUAUAAAGGGAACUGGAGGAAAAGCUUUUUGUGCUGGGGGUGACAUCAGAGCCAUCACAGAUGCAGGAAAAGUUGGAAAUAGUCUAGCACAAGAUUUCUUCAGAGAAGAAUACACCCUGAACAAUGCCAUUGGCACUUGCAAGAAGCCCUAUGUGGCACUUAUUGAUGGCAUUACAAUGGGAGGGGGAGUUGGUGUCUCAGUCCAUGGACGUUUCAGAGUUGCUACAGAAAAGACACUUUUCGCAAUGCCAGAAACAGCAAUAGGCCUUUUUCCUGAUGUAGGUGGAGGAUAUUUCUUGCCAAGACUACCAGGAAAGAUUGGCUAUUACCUUGCACUAACAGGCUUUAGGCUGAAAGGAAGAGACGUAGUAAAAGCUGGCAUUGCAACACACUUUGUAGAGUCUGAAAAGUUACCUGCCUUGGAGAAAGACCUGAUAUCACUGAAAUCUCCUUCAAUAGAAAAUAUUGCAGACUUACUGAACUCUUACCAUGUGAAGAGCAAAGUUGAUCAGGAAAAGCAGUUUGUCCUUGAUGAACAUAUGGAGAAGAUUAACAGUCUUUUUUCAGCAAAUAGCAUGGAAGAAAUGGUUGAAAAGUUAAAGCAAGAUGGUUCUCCUUUUGCCAUUAAGCAGCUAGAGACUAUUAAUAAGAUGUCACCUACGUCCUUAAAACUGACUCUCAGACAGCUCAGAGAAGGAGCUUCCAUGAGCUUACAAGAGGUACUGACAAUGGAAUACAGACUGAGCCAAGCGUGCAUGAGAGUGAAUGACUUCUAUGAAGGGGUUCGAGCAGUGCUGAUUGACAAAGACCAGUCCCCCAGAUGGAAACCAGCUGCUCUAGAAGAAGUCAGUGAUGAAUUUGUGGACAGUUGUUUUAAGCCACUGGGAAACAACGAUCUCAAGUUGUAA
This is a messenger RNA of Merops nubicus (carmine bee-eater), 1126 nucleotides long. It is a transcript of the gene HIBCH, whose product is annotated as 3-hydroxyisobutyryl-CoA hydrolase. Gene Ontology annotation, biological process: L-valine catabolic process. The annotation marks the transcript as partial. NCBI's taxonomy places the organism in Eukaryota, Metazoa, Chordata, Aves, Coraciiformes, Meropidae. The transcript is spliced from 13 exons. Gene Ontology annotation, cellular component: mitochondrion. Gene Ontology annotation, molecular function: 3-hydroxyisobutyryl-CoA hydrolase activity. The record is from RefSeq and is a predicted model, not a curated record.